AAUUGCAGGUGGUUUUGAGCUGGCUGAUGAGUGCUGGGGACUCCCCUGAGAGACCAACAAGUACUCUUAACCACUGAGCUGACUCUCAGUCUCAUCUGUUUUUAUCUUCUGGAAGAGAUUGCAAGUUGUUGACAUCACAUUUUCACUAAAUGUUCCAGAAAACAAAUCAGAAAGAGCCUGGACUUGCUAUUUCUCUUCCAGAAAGGUGUUCCUCGGUUUGAUUUGCUUUUCAUUGUAUUUAGGCUUGGUGCUGGCUGUGAUGUGCUUGUACCACAACAGAAUAAGGGUCAGGGACAGCUUUCAGAAGUUGGUUCUCUUCGAUGCAACUUAGACUAUCAAACUUGGCAGCAAGCUUUCGUAUCUGGCCUUGGUGUAACACAUUUUGACAGUAGAUGUUUCAUGUUAUCGAUCAGACGAGUGAUGUGAUUGUUUAUAUUUUUUUAUUCUAUGAGAAUUUUACAUGUGUGCAUAAUAAAAUAUGAUCAUAGCUGUCCCCCAUUUCCACUUCAAACUUCCUGUAUAUCCUCAUAACAUGUUUCUUGCCCAACUUCAUGUCUUUUUUUCUUCCUUAUAAACCAUUAAGCUUAAUUAGUACUGCCUAUAUGUACAUGGGUAUGGUACCAUCCACUGGUGCAUAGGAAACUACCAGUGGCUACACGUAAAAGAGUGAUUCUCUCUCCCCCAGCAGCUCCCACCUGUCACUAGCUCCUUAGUAAGGGUUGAGGCAUGAAGUGAAUCUCUCUGUUUAUGCCAAGAUUUUGUCUGGCUUGAUCUUGUAUAGAUAACCUUAGAUGCCAUGAGUUCACAAGUACAAUAGUCAUGUUAUGUCCAGAAGUCGGCAUUUUAUAGCACUCCUCUUCUCCACCUCUGGCCCUUACAUUCUUUCCACCUCUCCUCUGAUGUUCCUUUAGCCUUGGGCAUGAGGGAACUAUAGCAUGAAUCUUAAAAGUUCUUAUUAAUAAAAUCAAACCUGAGGCCAGUUAUUGGGGUCAAUGCUGGUAGAUCAGAGAGAUGGAACAAGCCACAGCUACUCACCUCGCCGGAUCCUCAGCUGGUCUUGUCUCCUCAGACUGGAGGCCUCUGAGUCUUCAUCCAGAAUGGGUCUCAGCUGAAUUGCUGCUCAAAAGCCUGAAUGCUUAACCAGCCAAAUUUCUACCACCACUCUCUGGGAUUAAAGGCUUGCUUUCUGGGAUUAAAGGCGUGAUGAGUCACCAUGCCUGUCUGUAUCCUUGAACACAUCGAUUUCUGCCUCUGGAAUGCUAGGAUUAAAGGAGCCAGUAACCUUUGAGGAUGUGGCUGUGAACUUCACCUUAGGAGAAUGGGCUUUGUUGGAUUCUUAUCAAAAGGAGCUCUACAAAGAUGUGAUGAAGGAAACCUUUAGCAACCUGAUCUCCAUAGGGAAAGCCGAAGAACAUAUUGGAGAAGAUUACCAAAACAUUAGGAGAAAUCUGAGCACUCAUAUGGUUAAAGGAUUCUAUGAAUUUCAACGUGGUAUUCAGUAUGGAGAAGCCCCUCAAAAGAUUCAAGAGCAUAUUGUUAAUGAGUGCACGUCUCCUGGAAUAAUAGUAUGUGAAAACAGUGUGUGUGAAAAUGAUGUCAUUGGUCUUUCACAGUCAGAUGUGCACCUCAAAGGUCCAACUGUAGAGAAACCAUAUGCAUAUCAGGGACAUGUGGAAAAGCUUUUUAAACAUAAGAAAUGUUGGAAAGAUUUUACACAUUCUGAGUCCUUUCUUACCUAUGAGAAUCCUUCCAGACAGAAACCCUAUGAAAAUAAACUAUCUAAUGAGCACUGUAGGAGUCUCACUUCUGAUCAAGAUUGUGAGACAAAUCGUAGUCUCCGUGAAUAUAAGCAGUUUGAAACCGCUCUCAUGACAUGUAGUUAUGUUCAGUCAUAUGAAAAACUCCAAACUGGAGAAAAACCAUUUGUAUGUAAGCAGUGUGGAGAAACCUUCAUUAAUUCCAGUCACCUUAUCAAACAUCAUAAAAUUCAUACUAGAGAGAGGACUUUUGCAUGUAAGUAUUGUGGAAAAGCUUUCAUCCAUCCAAGGGCCUGCUAUAAUCAUGAACGAACUCACACUGGAGACAGACCUUAUGUGUGUAAACAAUGUGGGAAAGCAUGUAUUCAUUCUUACCACCUUCUCCAACAUGAAAGAAGUCACAGCCGAGAAAAACUUUAUGCAUGUAAGCAGUGUGGGAAAGUAUUUGGACGUUCUUCAUACCUUCGUAAACAUGAAAGAAUUCACACUGGAGAGAAACCUUAUUUAUGUAAGCAUUGUGGAAAAGCAUUCAGUGAUCCCACAACCCGUAACAAUCAUGAAAGAACUCACACUGGAGAGAAACACUAUGUUUGUAAACAGUGUGGAAAAGCCUUCAUUCGUUCCUCUCAGCUUCUGAUCCAUGAAAGAAUUCACACUGGAGAGAAACCUUACUCGUGUAAACAUUGUGGGAAAGCUUUCACCUAUUCCAGUGCCUGUUACAUUCAUGAAAGAAUUCACACUGGAGAGAAACCUUAUGUAUGUAAGCAGUGUGGGAAAGCAUUUACAUGUUCCACAUACCUUCACAAACAUGAAAGAAUUCAUACUGGAGAGAAACCUUAUUCAUGUAAGCAAUGUGGGAAAGCCUUCAUCCAACAUAGGGCUUGUUACAAUCAUGAAAGAAUCCACACUGGAGAGAAACCAUAUGUAUGUGUGCAAUGUGGACAUGCAUUCACUUUUUCAAAAUCCCUUCAAAUACAUGAAAGAAACCAUACUGGAGAGAAACCAUAUGUAUGUAAGCAAUGUGGGAAAGCAUUCACAUGUUCUACGUAUCUUCACCAACAUGAAAGAACUCACAAUGAAAAGAAAUCCAGUGGGUAGAACUUAUACUAAUAUAAAUCAUGUGAGAGUCUUUGUAGCCAGCUUGCUGUUAUUGCAAGGAGAAAGAAGUAUGGAAAGAAACCAAGAGAAUAGGAGAUCAGCAGUUGUG
This is a messenger RNA of Peromyscus californicus insignis, 2964 nucleotides long. Its product is annotated as zinc finger protein OZF-like. Gene Ontology annotation, biological process: regulation of DNA-templated transcription. The record is from RefSeq and is a predicted model, not a curated record. The coding region runs from base 1257 to 2855 and encodes 532 amino acids. The transcript is spliced from 4 exons. NCBI's taxonomy places the organism in Eukaryota, Metazoa, Chordata, Mammalia, Rodentia, Cricetidae.